Molecule: messenger RNA, 3926 nt
Organism: Triticum dicoccoides
Lineage: Eukaryota; Viridiplantae; Streptophyta; Magnoliopsida; Poales; Poaceae
Exons: 11
Coding region: 373-3735 (1120 amino acids)
Biological process (GO): mRNA cis splicing, via spliceosome
Cellular component (GO): precatalytic spliceosome
Molecular function (GO): RNA binding
Source: RefSeq, a predicted model, not a curated record
GCAGUUAGGUUGGUUCGUUGCUUCCACCCCCUCCCCCUCUCCCACCCACGACUCCUCGAACCAAGCCAAGCAACCGCGGCGCCCCAGACCGACGGACGGAGACCAAGCCAGCCAGCAAGCCAUAGGCGGCGGAUCCCGGCCCCGCCGACGAGACGCAGAGAGAACCCCGCCCACCCCCUCCAGGACCAGGAGCUCGCCGCCAGAGCAGCAGGGGGGAGAGGAGCCGCCGGCUCGACUCCUGCCGCUCGAGCAGCCAGCAGGCAGCAGGCCCCUCGCGCGAUUCGGAUCCCCCCGCCGACUCGCGCGCGCCGGAGAUCUGGACUCCCCUCGCCCCCGCCGCGCCGCCGUACCGGGGACGGGAGGGGAGGAUCCAUGUCCCAGCCCCACAGGCGCAGCACCGGGAACGGCAACGGCGGCGCGGGCUCCGGCGCCGGCGGGGGCGGGGGCGGGGACUACAUCAAGUCAUGGAUCAUGUGCGGCAACCUGCAGCGCGGCUUCGGCUCCCUCGUCCGCGAGCCCUGCGGCCUCAGCCCGGACCCCUACUACCUCAAGGGGGGCAAAAUGCUCAGGCCGGAGAAAUGGAACGCGUGUUUCGAUGCCGAUGGGAAGGUCAUCGGCUUCCGUAAGGCCCUCAAAUUCAUUGUCUUAGGGGGCAUGGAUCCCUCUAUUCGAGCAGAAGUUUGGGAGUUUCUUCUUGGGUGCUAUGCCUUAAGUAGCACAACAGAGUAUAGGAGGAAACUAAGAGCCGCUCGAAGGGAGAAAUAUCAAUGUUUAGUUAGGCAAUGCAAGAGUAUGCACCCAAGCAUUGGUACAGGUGAGCUUGCGUAUGCUGUUGGCUCAAAGCUGAUGGAUGUCAGGACUAUGCCAAAAGAAAAUGACAGUAGAGAAGAAGUCAGCACAAGUCAACGAGCCUCAGAAAAUGCACCUGGCAGUACAGUAGAAAACUCGAACUUAAAUUAUGACUCUGCUGGAACACCAGAGUCACAAAGCUGUAGCAAAUCAGCUGAAGUAGCUGGUUUCAACGCACAUAAUGAUAGCUCUGUAUAUAAUUCAUCCAAAUUUAUGGUGUCCUCCACAGUGGUGAAUAGUUGCUUGUCAGAUUCUGGGGAUUACAAUGACAUGGGUGAACCAAGAUAUGACAGUGAGACGUUCAUGGAGUAUCCCUCCCUGCCUGGUACAAACUUGUUCGCAAAUGAUGGUGGGGAUGUCAAUGGGGUUGACGAAAGUCUUUGUAGUUUCUCAGUUCCUGAAGAUAGGUUAAGACAACGUGACGAACGCAUGCACAGCUUCCAGAUCAAUAAUAACAUAGAUCUCAUUAUGGAGUCCAAUUCCAGUGAUCUGUUUCGGGCUAGCAACAGUGACUCAGCCAUCUUUCACUCUGAUGCGUUCAAACAGGGUAGAUGGUUGGAUGACACUGGCUACAACAGGGAAAUAGUAGAUUCUUUGAAGAUAUCUGAUGCGCCAGAAGCAGAUUUUGUUGACGGAACCAAAUCCGACAGUCCGGUUGCAAACAAAGACAGAGUCGCCGAGUGGCUAUGGACAUUGCAUAGAAUUGUGGUCGAUGUUGUCAGAACAGAUAGCCAUCUCGAUUUCUAUGGAGAAUCAAGAAAUAUGGCGAGAAUGUCAGAUAUACUUGCAGUUUAUGCAUGGGUUGAUCCUUCCACUGGAUACUGUCAAGGUAUGAGCGAUCUUCUUUCCCCUUUUGUUGUUCUAUACGAGGAUGAUGCAGAUGCCUUUUGGUGUUUUGAGAUGCUACUGAGAAGGAUGCGUGAAAAUUUCCAGCUCGAGGGACCUACAGGAGUUAUGAAGCAGUUGGAAGCAUUGUGGAAGAUCAUGGAAUUGACAGAUACAGAAUUAUUUGAGCAUUUAUCAGCAAUUGGUGCUGAAAGCCUCCAUUUCGCUUUCCGGAUGCUGCUAGUGCUUUUUCGUCGAGAGCUAUCUUUUGAGGAGUCGCUGAGCAUGUGGGAGAUGAUGUGGGCUGCUGAUUUUGAUGAAGAUGCAAUCAGGAAUUUGGAAGCGAACUGCCUAGAACAAUUGCUACUAGAUGUGAAGAAUGAUUUUUCAUGUGAGGCCAAAGAAGAGCCCCGGGUGAACAAGUACACGAGAAGAAAAUCCAAAAGCAGGAGAUCCCAUCGUAGAAAUGGUGAAAUCCGCGUGUCUUGCAACCCUGGAGUGAAAUCUAGUACAAGAAAUCCCCUGUGUGGCUUGUCAGGUGCUACUAUCUGGGCAAGGCAUCAACAUAUGCCUCAUUUGAGUACAAAUGUCUUGACAAAGAAUGGAGACGACGAACUGCCUAUAUUCUGUGUAGCAGCAAUCUUGAUAAUAAAUCGGCACAAGAUUAUUAGAGAUACUCACUCAAUAGAUGAUGCUAUCAAGAUGUUCAACGACAAUAUACUGAAAAUCAAUGUAAAAAGAUGUGUGCGCCUGGCUGUCAGGCUGAGGAAGAAGUACCAGUACAAGGGCGGGUUGCUACAUCUGCCUUGUUCGUCGGAUUCCGGUAGAAUCAACCACUCGAUCGACUUAAUUUCCCCCGCCGGUGCUGCCUCUGUUUUGCCGAAGAUGCUGGGCGGACUUUACGGCGACCUCCCGCCGCCCACCUCGGCGGCCGGCGACGACGACAAGCCGACCGCCUCCGUCUGGUCGAGCGCCACCAAGAUGGCGCCGCCCACCCUCCGCAAGCCCUCCGCGACCUUCGCCCCUCCCACGUCCCUCCUCAGGAACCAGCACCCCCGCCCCGCCGCCGCUCCCAAGGCCAGCGCCGUCCACCAGCAGCAGCAGCAGCAGCCGCCGCACCCCCUCCCCCUCGCCUCCGCCGUCACCACCACCACCGCAGCGUCCUUCCACCCCGCCCUCGUCGCCGUGCAGUCCACCGUGCUCGAGGAGUACGACCCCGCCAGGCCCAACGACUACGAGGACUACCGCAAGGAGAAGCUCAAGCGGGCCAAGGACGCCGAGAUGAAGAAGGAGCUCGACCGGAGGCGCCGCGAGGACCAGGAGCGGGAGAGGGAGCGCGAGCUGAGGGAGGCCGAGGCACGCCUGCGGGAGGAGCAGUCCAGGGCCUCCUCCCUCAACAUAUCCGGCGAGGAAGCCUGGAAGAGGAGGGCCGCCAUGAGCGGCGCUGGCGGCGGCGCUACUCCUCAGAGGGUCUCGUCUCCGCCCCACGGCGAUGCCAGUGGCUUCUCCAUCCCAGGCUCCUCCUCCUCUGGCUUGGGCGUGGGCGCCGGCGGCCAGAUGACCGCUGCCCAGAGAAUGAUGGCCAAGAUGGGGUGGAAGGAAGGCCAGGGGCUCGGCAAGCAAGAGCAGGGAAUCACAGCGCCUCUGGUUGCUAGGAAGACUGAUCGGAGGGCAGGGGUUAUUGUCGAUGAGAGCAGUUCCAGGAGGCCCAGAUCAGCCAACUUUGAAGGCCAGCCCACCAGAGUAGUGCUGCUGCGUAACAUGAUUGGUCCGGGCGAGGUUGACGACGAGCUGGAAGACGAGAUUGCCUCGGAGUGCUCCAAGUUUGGGGCUGUGUUGCGCGUGCUGAUAUUCGAGAUCACCCAGGCAAACUUCCCCGCAGACGAAGCAGUGAGGAUCUUCGUGCUGUUCGAGAGGACAGAAGAUUCAACCAAGGCGUUGGUCGAACUGGAAGGGCGCUACUUUGGCGGACGCAUAGUGCACGCCACCUUCUUCGAUGAGGGAAGGUUCGAGAGGAACGAGCUCGCUCCGAUGCCCGGCGAAGUACCAGGGUUCGACUAAACCUUCAUAAGCAGACUAAAGAACUGGACGUUGGUGUCUCGGGUGUAAUUUAAUCUAGAGCAUGAACGCUGUUUUUCUCUUUUCUUUUGAGGACAGUUUACAGCAUGUUGACCUAUUGCCGUUUUAUUAUUGUAGAGUUGUUAUUGUUAUAUAUUCUUUGUCUAGAUGUAGGGGUGAGCAUCUGCAUCGCA